AGAACUUCUUGCAUAAGCGGCUCCUGUGGUCCUACGAUACUAUACGAAUUUAGUCUAUAUUUUUUAUCCAUGUGUAAUAGGCAUACAGUAAUUGAAGAUAGCUAUAGUAUAAAUAACAUAACAUCAUGUUGGACCGAUUACCAGUAGAAAUAGUCGAACGCAUUGUCGCAAAGAUCCCGGAUACUGACCUUAUUGCAGCGAGUAAGGUAGAUAGAGUGUGGUGGCAGGAAGUUCGUCGAGAGGCAUAUAAGAGGUGGAAAAAUUAUGCCACUACGAUCGGGGAUGUGUACUGUGAAAUCCGAGCUCUCGGAAAGCAUUAUAUAAAGAGGGAAAUUGACUGGAUAACGUUUGAAGAUGUAAACGACCUCUAUAAAAGAUGGAUAAACCGCCUCACCGAGGAUCAGCUUUAUAUUAUGGAGAAAAUGCUUAGGAAUGGGAUGGUCGUGGACCCCCAAGAGAGGGAAACCAUAGAGUAUGCAUUAAGUGAACAAAGAUGGGGAGGCGAUCCUUGGGGACUGGGAGUGGUAUGA
Messenger RNA from Rhizophagus irregularis DAOM 181602=DAOM 197198, 530 nucleotides. RefSeq lists its product as uncharacterized. Gene Ontology annotation, molecular function: protein binding. The record is from RefSeq and is a predicted model, not a curated record. NCBI's taxonomy places the organism in Eukaryota, Fungi, Glomeromycota, Glomeromycetes, Glomerales, Glomeraceae.